CGCCUUUAGAAGUUUUCACUUUUCGUUAAAGUACUAUGAUGUAUGCAGACUAAUUAAAAAUAACUCUGAGACUUCGUGAACUUUUUGUUUGAUAAAAUUUAAAUUAAUUUUCGAAACGACUUUAGAAAUAGUGUCAACUGUGUACUUUAACUAGCUAGCAAAAUAAACACAGGAUGUCGACUUCAGUGCCUCUAACAUUAGAAGAGCUAUCAAAAAUCCGCAAAGAUUUUUAUGCAGAACCAAAAAAUGAAUUGGCUCAAAAUGUUUGUACUCGAUAUGAUCCAUUCGAAGUAGCCAUCAACAGACGGAAGACAGAUACUUCACUUCAUGUUUUCAACCUUAAGAUUGAGACAGAAGGGAAACCUGUCACCAAUCAAGAAAGCUCCGGUCGAUGCUGGCUCUUUGCAGCACUCAACGUGAUGCGUUUGCCUUUCAUGAAGAAAUAUGGAAUUGAAGAAUUUGAAUUCUCACAAAGUUAUCUGUUCUUUUGGGAUAAGAUUGAAAGAUCACAUUUCUGGUUGAACAACAUCGCGGAGACCGCUAAAAAGGGGGAGAAACUUGACGGAAGAGUUGUGAACUUCUUGCUCAAGGAUCCGGUCAACGACGGCGGCCAGUGGGACAUGCUGGUGAACCUCGUGAACAAAUACGGCUUAAUGCCGAAGAAGUGCUUCCCGGAGUCGUACAGCUCGAGGCGGAGUGUGCGCAUGAACGCGCUGCUGAGGACCAAGCUCCGUGAAUUCGCCAAAGAAUUGCGAGAAAAGGUAACGUCAGAUGCAUCCGACGACGAAAUACAGAACACGAUCAGUAAACAGAUGAUCGUCGUGUACAAUAUCGUAGCUAUAUGCUUGGGUAUACCCCCGGAGAAGUUCACGUACGAGUAUUACAAUAAGGACAAGGCGUACCAGGUCAUGGGUCCGCUGACGCCCCAGGAGUUCUACGCGCGGCACGUGAAGCCGCUGUACGACGUGGACGACAAGGUGUGCAUAGUGAACGAUCCACGAGAGAACAAUCCGUAUGGUCAUUUAUAUACGCUACAGUAUCUCGGUAAUAUGGUCGGAGGUCGUACAACUGUUUAUAACAAUCAGCCCAUCGAGGUUUUGAUCAAGGCCGUUAAGGACAGCAUCCAGGGAGGCGAGGCUGUGUGGUUCGGGUGUGAAGUGACGAAGAGGUUCGAACGGAAGAACGGCCUGGAGGAUCUUGAAGCUCACGACUAUCGUUUGGUCUUCAACACUGAGAUCCAGAUUGGGAUGCCGAAGGAGGACCGACUGCUGUACGGAGACUCGUGCAUGACACACGCCAUGGUGUUCACGGCGGUCGGCCUCGAUGAGCAAGGCAAUCCGCUGAAGUUCCGCGUCGAGAACUCUUCCAGCGACAAGGAGUACGAUAAAGGCUACCUGCUACUCACCGAGCCUUGGUUCAGAGAGUUUGUGUUUGAGGUCGUUGUAGACAAGAAGUACGUGUCGAAAGAAGUUCUAGAUGUAUUCAAACAAGAAUUAGUGGAAUUACCGGCCUGGGACCCCAUGGGGACGCUAGCGUGCCCGCUCUGCGCGGACGACUAGCAACGCGACUAGCGCCGCCAUAUAUAUACUUUUAUAUUGCUUAAUGGGUAGACGUGCUCACAGCCCAUCUGGUGUUAAGUGGUAACUGGAGCCCAUAGAUAUCUAUAACGGAAAUUACGCCACUCACCUUGAGAUAGGAGUUCUAAGAACUCAGUAUGAUUACAGGGGGGUCCCGGUGACCACUCAACACCAGGUGGGCUGUGAGCUCGUCCACCCAUCUAAGCAAUAAAAAAAACUUACCAUCUAGGGUUCGGCGUUGUUUUUGGCGCGAACGCGACAACUGAAGCUUUGUGAAUUGUUUUAUUCUGUUAAUUUUGUAUUACUUCAAGUUUAAACGUGUAAUAACUGUGGUUUAUUAAUUAUAAUUAUUAUUUCGUGUGUAUAGUUAUCUAAAUCAUAUUAAAACUCAUGCUAUUGUAUUCGACAAGUAAAAAAAUAAAGUCGAUUAUAAAGAAAUAUGGCAACACCUUAACAAGAAUAUGUACGCAGCGUCAAUACUAUACUUACACUAAUCUGUUUUUUUUUUAAUACUAUUAAUUCGUGUCGAAAACAUUUUCAAUAUAGAAGAAUGAGGCAGUAUUCACUUUAAUUUUCAUUGAUAAUUUUACUUUGGGAAUGAAUCCUUAAAAUUAUGCUUGUGCGUAAAAAAAAUUUUUUUUAUAAUUGAGGAAUUUCACCCCUCUGUAUCGUAAUAGAGCUAAAUAUUACAUUGUGUUUCUUCUUAACGUUAAUAGUUAAAAAGAACAUACACAUUAGUUAGGUCAAUAUUAAAAAUCAUUACCGUAUCGUUUGAAGUUUGCCUUUGUCGCCAAAACUAUUUUUGAGAAUCUCAAUUCUUGUUCUAAUCUGUUUGAUAAAUGUGUCUACAGAAGAAUCAUGAAUAAACGUUACAUUUUACUUUUUGUGUUCAACCGAGUUACCAUAACCCAUUGUUUAUUUAGAUACAUAAUGGAGUUUCUUAACAAACUUCUGUUGCGUCUGGCUUGGUUUGCAAUAAAUGUGACCAAUUUUUUAUUAAUAUAAAUAAACGAUGUAAG
This is a messenger RNA of Bombyx mandarina (wild silkworm), 2596 nucleotides long. Its product is annotated as bleomycin hydrolase. The record is from RefSeq and is a predicted model, not a curated record. Gene Ontology annotation, molecular function: cysteine-type aminopeptidase activity. Gene Ontology annotation, biological process: proteolysis; response to toxic substance; L-homocysteine catabolic process. Gene Ontology annotation, cellular component: cytoplasm. NCBI's taxonomy places the organism in Eukaryota, Metazoa, Arthropoda, Insecta, Lepidoptera, Bombycidae.